AUGGUUAUGUCAAUUAAGAAAUGCUAUGGUAAUACACAGAAAGUCGAGUUGAGUUCUCUUUUAGAAUCAGAAGGUUUGCAAAGUCAAAUAGCACAACAAAAGAAAGCUUUGGAAGAGAAAUUCAAUGAAGAGAACGAUGAGACUUCAAAUGCGUAUAAACAUCACUUCAUACCGGGACCAUCUUUCAAUUCGAUGACUGAUAUAAUGCCACCUGCACCUCCUUUACCACCACAAUUAAUGGCCAAAUUACCAGAUAAUGAUACAGACGCACUUUCAAGUAUGUUGAUGUCAUGGUAUAUUAGUGGUUACAUGGUAUAUUACACAGGUUAUUACCAUGGUUUGAAACAAGCAAGAAACAAUCAAGAGAACAGGAAGAACUGUUGA
Messenger RNA from Bombus huntii, 384 nucleotides. Its product is annotated as survival motor neuron protein-like. The transcript is spliced from 5 exons. NCBI's taxonomy places the organism in Eukaryota, Metazoa, Arthropoda, Insecta, Hymenoptera, Apidae. The record is from RefSeq and is a predicted model, not a curated record. Bases 1 to 384 code for a protein of 127 amino acids.